GUCAGGACUUGGAGUGUGUUAGUUGUUAUUCUAAAGCGCGCGCGACCUGUUGAGUUUGUGUUAAAAUGUUUGCUGCUGAUUUGGGAGACAUUGAGCAGGUUUAUCGAGCUUUUCUGCAGCACCAGUGUGAUGAAGGCGUGCUGAGUUAUGCCCGGACACACGACGGUUUUCAGCUCUACGAGCAGCAGCAAUCCCCAAAAGCCUUUGCGUUUAGUUUUAAAGAAAAUAAUGGACAUCUUACCGCCUAACAUCCUGGAGGACGGAGACGACGAGAUUGAGAAGGAGAAGCUGAGCUCUGCCGGUGAUGAGGAGUCUUGCGGAGAUGGAGGAGGCGGAGGAUCCGGGGGCGUGGGCGGAGUUUCAGCUUCGCUCACUCCAACAAUCUGGGACAAGACCAUUCCAUACGACGGCGAGAACUUCCACCUGGAGUACAUGGACCUGGACGAGUUCCUGCUGGAGAACCAAAUACCUGCAGCCCUGGAGGAGGAGCUGCACAAGAGCCUGGAGCAGGAGGCUCAGGGUUCCCCCGCAGUCCCAGAAGUCUCAGGGUUUGUCCCUCAGGUGCCCGGGGAAACGGAGAAAGCUGCAGAAGUGCGGAAGAUAAAAGGGGAGGACGAGAAGGGUGAGAAUGGAAUAGCUGAGCUGCAGGUCAUGGGGCAUACCACAGAGCCUAAAGCAAAGCACGAGCGCACCACUCCGUCUCCCAUCAACCCAGAGGAGGUCGAGGUGAGUGUGAACUUCCAGCCAGACCCAGCAGACCUGGUGCUGUCCAGCAUUCCGGGAGGUGAGCUGUUUAACCCACGCAAACACCGCUUCUCUGAGGAGGAACUCAAACCGCAGCCUAUGAUCAAGAAAUCCAAGAAGGUGUUUGUUCCAGAGGACUCCAAGGAUGAGAAGUACUGGAUGAGGAGAAAGAAGAACAACGUAGCAGCGAAGCGUUCACGCGAUGCGCGCCGCCUGAAGGAGAACCAGAUCGCCGUGCGCGCCAAUUUCCUAGAGCGGGAGAACGCGGCGCUGCGGCAGGAAGUGGCCGAGCUCAGGAAGAACUGCAGCCGCUGCAAGAAGAUCAUGGCUCUAUACGAGUCCAAGUACGGCCCUCUGUAAGGACAGACCUCACCAAGACACACCGCAGGGUAUCAACAACCAACACAAGCUGCAAACUGUCCAGUAUACAUGUCCAGGAAUCAUGGGUAAAUUCAGGAGACCGAAUCGGGGUGGGGAUACUGACCUAAAGAGCAGCUCGCUCACACCGGUGUUGUUUCUUGUUUUAUUGGUUUUUUAAUGGUAGAUUUUAGGUUUUGUUUAACUGGCUGUGGAAUUUCAUCUGGAAACACUGGACCAAAGCAUGAAGCCCUUCUCUGCUCUCAUUUACACCUUUCACUUUCUGACUCCGUAGCAGGAAGUGACAUCACCUCGCACGAACGCGUGAUCCCGGUAGGCUUUCGCACGUAAACAUGCGAGCAGAACGAACGUACAGCUGUAGCGGAUCGAUCCGGACGAAAGAGUAGAGCUUUUCCACUCACGGCGAGUUCUACAGGUAGCUAACGUUAACGUUAUCCUUAGCGCUAUUUACUCCUCGUAGUAUCUUUUAUUUACUCCUCGUAUCUCGCGUUCGACCUCCUGCCUCUGAGGGUGAGGAUGUUUUGUAACAACACACUGAAGUUCUUUCGUAUAUCGAAAUUCUUUUCUAUAGAGACACAGCGACUGUUUUUUUUUUUUUUUGUUUGUUUGUUUUUUUUGUUUUUUUUUUUAGCUCAGCAGCAUCAGCAGCACGUCGUCGUUCGCCCCCUAGUGGACUAACAGAAAGCUGUUUUUCAGUAUAAUCUCUUUUAACAUCGAAAUCGGUCGACCGGCUUAGAAGCCUCAUCACACCAGUUUGUAGUCAGUAAACGAAUCAGUGUUCAUGUUUGGAAACGUGUGAGAAACACGUGUCAGAUUUCAACCAACCGAUUUUAGAAAUCCGAAAUCCUGGCCACGAUUCUCCGUCGCUGUGUUGUCAUGGUGAUUUAUAUAUAUAUAUUUUAAAUUUCCAUCUUUGUGAUAAGAAAAGGUGUGUGUGUGUGUGUGUGUGUGUGUGUGGCACAUGCUGAGAAACACAUUCUGUCCCACUUUCUCCUCUGGAGUGAAGCGCAUGCUCCAGCAUGACGUGAUGAUAUGUGAGGAGCGGGUUGAUUUAUUUAUUUACUCUGAGUAUGUGUGUGUGCGUGUGUGUGUGUGUGUGUGUGUGUGUGUGUGUUAACCGACCUGCGACUUCUACCGUCUUCAUCCUGACUUCUUAUUUGCGUGUUUUUGGCUUUGAAGAUAAGAAAAGGUGGUUUUCUUCCACAUACUAAAUAUCAGUCUUUUGGUUAUGAAGCUAUGAUGUCUUUUCUUCUCUCCACACACACACACACACACACACACACACACACAUGCAGUGGCGUAUUCUCAGAAUAAGGCAGGGACUGUUAUUCUUCCUGACGUCUGCAGUCUUUACCUGAUGCUGCCUUCUUCCCCUCUCUCUCUCUCUCUCUCUCUCUUUCUUUCUUUCUCCACAUCUUUACUAUUAAACAGCAUCAAGGAGAUUUUUACGAGACUUUCUGCAUGCCAUCUUUGUAAAUGCACCGGUCUUGAAAAUCCUCUUCUUCCAUCAUGUUACGGAUUUAAUCCACCUUCACUUUAGUGAUGAAUAACUUUUUGUUUGUUUUGUUUUCUAAGUGAUGCCUAAUGUUCUGUGUCUUGUUAGUGAUGUGAGCGCCGAGACUUUAAUAACACUGAUAAUAUAUCUGAUUUUUAAAAAAAAAAGAAGAAAAACAAGCAUAUAUCUAUAUUUUAAAAUAUUCUAUGUGAUGAAGAGUAUAAUCGAGUUGUCGUGCAGGGAUUUUUAAUCAUUAACUGUGAGCAGUGCAAUGGGUUUUUAUACCACGUACACGUCUAAUCUAAUUACUAAGGGGAGGUUUACAAUGAGGCUCUCCAACAGGGGGCGCUGUGUGGAAGCACAGACUAGAGGUCUUCUCGGGUCUACAGAAAUGUAACCCGACCUGAAGUGACCAGAAGCACUUUUUUUUACCCGAACCCGACGAGCAUAAUUUAUUUUAUUUUUUUAAUAAAAGACCCGACCCGAGACAAACCCGAAAAAAAUUAGACCCGAGUCCGACCCGACGGCAUUUUUUUUUUUAACCCGACUGGACCCGAAUGUUGCGUAACUCUACACUAAAGUAACCGCUACAGCGUGGAUUCAAAAUUGAUUGACAGGUCUGUUUCAACGUAAAGUAGCUUACUGCCAGCCACACGAUGUCACAAGCGGUCUUGGCAAACAGAGGAGAGGUUGGAAAAGGACUCGAGUCGAUGCACACACACGAGAUACAGUAGUUCGGGUCUUCUCGGGUCCGUUCGGUAAAAACACAUUCAUUUUAAAUUACCCGAGACCUGAUGCCGCUAUUAUUAUCCCCGACCCGUGUCCGAGGUACACAUGAAUCUUUUAGAACUCGGUCAGACCUCGGGUUUUCGGAUCUAAGUGGACCCGUGAAGACCUCUGAGACAGAACCCCAGUGAGAGAGCGAGAGCGUGCGAGAGCGUGCGAGUGUGAGAGAGAUCAUUAACACUGGAAUCUGUUUAAACUGAUUUAUUAGUUCUAGUUUGUUUCCUGCAUGCAUGCGUGGGGAUUUAUUUCCCUACCACCAGUGCAUUUGUUCUUACUACACAGGGUACUUAAAAUGCCUUCUCGAAUGCACGUAUACUUAAGGCCAAAAGUAUACACACCCCUGACCGUCACACCCACGCUCCGACAUCUAGCGGAAAUCCUUCAGAGGUUCUCGUGUGUGUGUGUGAGACGGUCAGGGUGCACAAACUUUUGCCUGUAUACUGUAUCUUAAUAUUAUUCAGUUACAUAGAGUCUGUGGGGGUUGUGAGCGUGUGUAUUAUAGCGUUAUAACCGCUUCUACAAGCUGGAAUCGUCAGAGAUUCGUAUAUACGACAGUCUAUUUUUUAAAAAAAAACAGAGUAAAGAAUCUAUAAGCUAUAAAACUUUUUAUUUUUGCUUCCUAAACCAUCUUCAAAAGAAGGUUAUAAACAAGAUGAUACAUGAACGAAGCACACGCUACACGGAUUAGUGGCCCUUGAGCGAGGUGAGAACAAAACCCCUGACGAGCAGGUCGACGAGUGAGCGACGGAACACACGGGGUUUAACACACAAGAGUCUCGAGUAGACGCAGAACUCAGAAAGGAGCAACAGAGUCUCGAAGCUCUCGGCUCACGUAGCGUCCGCUCGACGUCACGCUUUUAAAAAAAAAUAUAUAACUAUAUAUUUAUAUGGACGGAAACACGAUCGUGUGACAGAACGGUUGAGUUUAGCUGUGAAGCUUUACGUUUAAACUCGUGGUGAUGUUCGUACUCAGGACAUCCACCUGUUCACUGAAUCGUGCGAUAUGUAGCACUAACACUUUGUUUUGCCAAAACACUCCUCUUUGUUUAAAUAUUAUUAUUUAUUUUUUUUAAAGAAAUAAUUCUGAUCUUUUUUGUUUUGUUGUGAAAUGUUUUUUUCCCCCCUUUUUAAAGUGUUUGUAGUAAAAAUGUUCUGUAACGUCAGACGUCACGUACAAUAAAGUGGACUUUAAAUUCA
Tachysurus fulvidraco (yellow catfish) is the source of this 4600-nucleotide messenger RNA. It is a transcript of the gene tefb, whose product is annotated as TEF transcription factor, PAR bZIP family member b. Gene Ontology annotation, cellular component: nucleus. NCBI's taxonomy places the organism in Eukaryota, Metazoa, Chordata, Actinopteri, Siluriformes, Bagridae. Gene Ontology annotation, molecular function: RNA polymerase II cis-regulatory region sequence-specific DNA binding; DNA-binding transcription factor activity, RNA polymerase II-specific. The transcript has 5 exons. The coding region runs from base 148 to 1104 and encodes 318 amino acids. Gene Ontology annotation, biological process: regulation of transcription by RNA polymerase II. The record is from RefSeq and is a predicted model, not a curated record.